CUCAGCCUUUCGUUUCUGGCUGGCUUAUAGGUGCCGAGAGCUGGCCUGCGUGGCUACUAGGGCAUUUCGUGGGGACUGAGCAGGAAAGGGGGAUGGGACUUCCUUUCGUGCCUUGGAACGGGCCGUGACUCCCUAAACGGGCGUGUGCACUGGUCGCCCGCCGGGCCAUGGCCUCUCCGGGCCUUCAGCACCCGCCCUUCGUCCCCGCAGUUCCCGAGGGCGGCGCCAGGUCUGGUGCGCCUUUUUCUCGGAGAGCGGCUGUCAGCCGAGGUCGCCCGGCCAAGGCGGGGCGGAGGCGAGGAGCAGCAGGCCGCCCGGUGCUCGCCUCUCCCAGCGUAGCUGGAACGCAGGGCCCCAUCAUGGCGGCGGCGCCGACCCACAAGACACAGGUGUCUGUGACUUUCGAUGAUGUGGCCGUGACUUUUACCCAGGAGGAGUGGAGGCAGCUGGACCCAGCUCAGAGGACCCUGUACCAGGAGGUGAUGCUGGAAAACUGCAGGCUCUUGGUGUCUCUGGGGUGUCCUGUUCCCAGACUUGAGCUGAUCUUCCAGCUGGAGCAGGGACAGAAGCUGUGGACUGUGAAGAAAGACCUCUCUCGAAGCACCUGUCCAGGUUCUGCCUCUGCAGAUUCAACUGAGCGCAGAUUGAAAACAUUGGGGGGAAGAGAAAAUACCAGAAAGUUCAAAAGCAAAAGAUGCAGAGUAGAAGAGGGGCCGGAGGUGUUCCAGACACGAAGCUUCCGUGUCUUCGGCGUCUCGUUACCUCCUGGAAUCGAUAUCUGGCAGUAUGUGCACGGAGUGUUGCCAACCCAGGAAACUCACCAGAGCCUCGAGAUCCAGCUGAUAACUCGUGGUUCAAAGCCCCAGCUUUCUAAUUACACGUUUGGUCUUUCUGCUGUGCCCAGACCUUACCCAGACCUAAUGUCAUCUCUUCAGCAUAAACUAUCUAGGGGCCCAUAG
Lagenorhynchus albirostris (white-beaked dolphin) is the source of this 959-nucleotide messenger RNA. RefSeq names its product zinc finger protein 354B-like. NCBI's taxonomy places the organism in Eukaryota, Metazoa, Chordata, Mammalia, Artiodactyla, Delphinidae. The record is from RefSeq and is a predicted model, not a curated record. Bases 168 to 959 code for a protein of 263 amino acids. Gene Ontology annotation, biological process: regulation of DNA-templated transcription. The transcript has 6 exons.